UAAAAGCAUAUAUAUGAAACAAUGUCUCAUGAUUAUCUAACUCAACCUUUUUUCUUGUUGUCGUCUUUCUUUGUACUCCUCCUUAGCAUUAAACUGGUACUCUUCUCAAAUACAAAAUCAGUCAAGCUGCCACCUUCUCCAUGGAAGCUACCUUUCAUUGGAAACCUCCAUCAAAUUGGCUUGCUACCCCACCAAUCCCUUCACAAGCUCUCAAAGAAGUAUGGUCCUCUCAUGCUUCUAAAACUUGGUCAAGUUCCCACUCUUGUGGUUUCAUCUUCUCAAAUGGCUAAAGAGAUCUUGAAGACUCGUGAUCUCAAUUUUGCAAACAGACCAACUCUUAGAGCUGCUGAAAUUUUGCUUUAUGGAAGCUUGGACAUAGGUUUCUCACCUUAUGGUGAGCACUGGAGGCAGAUGAGAAAGGUAUGUAUGAUCAAUUUCUUCAGCAUGAAAAAGGUGCAAUCUUUUCAUGCUACAAGAGAGGAGGAGGUAGCUCACUUGAUGGAUAAGAUUGCUUCUCAGACCUUUUCUAAUCCAUCAGAACCAUUGAACAUGAGCCAAGUGUUGUACUUCUUUAGUAAUGACAUGCUUUGCAAAGCCAUGCUGGGUAAGAUCUCCAAGAAAGUAGAUAGGAACAAGAUAUUUCAUGAAAUGAUAGAGGAGAACAUUCUUUUGCUAAGUGGCUUUAAUUUGGUGGAUUAUUUCCCUUCACUUGGAUGGUUAAACUCACUACUAGGUUUGGAUAAGAGGGCUAAAAGGAAUUUUAGUAAAUGGGAUGUUGUUCUUAAUCAGAUCAUUCGGGAACACGCUAUCAUUGAUGAAAAAGUAAAAAAUGAUGGUUUUGUGGACAUUUUGCUAUCACUUCAGAAGAAUCCUCCCACGGAUUUCUCAUUCAGUGAUGAUCAUAUCAAAGCUCUAUUACUGGAUAUGUUUGCAGCUGGAACAGAGACAACAUAUAUAGUCCUAGAAUGGAGUUUUGCAGAACUUAUUAAGAAUCCAGAAAUUAUGAACAAGCUACAAAAUGAGAUAAGAAAUUUUACACAUGGCAAAUCAAUGGUUCAAAAGGAGGACAUUUGUGAGAUGAAAUACCUCAAAGCUGUUAUCAAAGAAAUAUUAAGGCUUCAUCCUCCGGUACCGUUGCUUCUUCCUAGAGAAUCUAUAGAAGCUUGCCAAAUUGAAGGCUAUGAAGUACAGAGAAAAACAAGAGUUAUCAUUAAUUAUUGGGCCAUAGCUAGAGACCCUAAAGUUUGGGAUAGUCCAGAGGAAUUCAAACCAGAGAGAUUCAUCUCUAAUGAUAUAGAUUUCAAAGGGCAAAACUAUGAAUUCAUUCCUUUUGGGGCAGGUCGAAGAAUAUGUCCAGGAAUGCAUUUUGCAGUUUCAACAGUGGAACUUGCAUUAGCAAAUCUUAUAUAUAGGUUUGAUUGGAAAUUUCCUCGAAGUGUGGAUGGUGAAGAAAUCGAUAUGACUGAAACCCCUGGAUUAACAACGAGAAUGAAACAAAAUCUCUAUCUGAUUCCAAACUCUUGGAUGUAAUGAAACUAAAUUAAUGUGUUUGAUUUUAAAUAAUAUAUUGUGUCGUACUAGAUGUAAGGUGGUGCUUUUUAUGUAUACAUGGUUAUAAUCUAAAUGUUUUUUUUGGG
Messenger RNA from Dioscorea cayenensis subsp. rotundata (Guinea yam), 1637 nucleotides. RefSeq names its product cytochrome P450 71A9-like. The record is from RefSeq and is a predicted model, not a curated record. NCBI's taxonomy places the organism in Eukaryota, Viridiplantae, Streptophyta, Magnoliopsida, Dioscoreales, Dioscoreaceae. Gene Ontology annotation, molecular function: heme binding; oxidoreductase activity, acting on paired donors, with incorporation or reduction of molecular oxygen; iron ion binding. The transcript has 2 exons. The coding region runs from base 22 to 1530 and encodes 502 amino acids.